Molecule: messenger RNA, 3444 nt
Organism: Eimeria necatrix
Lineage: Eukaryota; Apicomplexa; Conoidasida; Eucoccidiorida; Eimeriidae
Exons: 1
Coding region: 1-3444 (1147 amino acids)
Biological process (GO): intracellular protein transport; retrograde transport, endosome to Golgi
Cellular component (GO): Golgi membrane; cytosol; Ric1-Rgp1 guanyl-nucleotide exchange factor complex
Source: RefSeq, a predicted model, not a curated record
AUGAUGAGCGCGUUCGGGCACCCGGCGGGUGUUUCCGUGCCGCUCCCUCUCGCCGAAGAGCUGAGAGGCAGCGCGAAUCAGGGUUCCAGUUGUGAAGAUGGAAUUACUAGGAGGAGUGUAGCAGAUAUUCAGGUGUCGCCCUGUGGAUUGUUCAUUGCGGUCCUCACGCCUUGGGGGGUCUUUGUUUACAGUAACGGACAGUGCCGCAUGCUCCUAGGUAGUUGCUCAUUGCCUCGUGAUUCUGAGGUGUAUGGACGCCUGUGUUGUUGUUGCUGGGCGCCGGAUUCCUCUGCGCUGUUUGUCAGUGCUGACCCACUGGCAUGUGUAUGUGUAUUCUCCAUUAGUGGCACGCAUAAUGGCAGUAGCGGGUUGCUGCAGCCACAGCUGCAAAAGCAGCUGCAGCAGGCGCCUACUGGUGUGUUCACCGGCGCAUCGGCGGCUGCAUCACCUGCAAAGGGGAUAAGCGACCCUGUACCGACAGGAAUAGCAGCAGAUGCACCGGCACCGCCUGGAUCAGCACCUGGUGAGGUCAGCUGGUUGUUGGAAGGGCUUGCCACAGUUGUUGACACGGGAAAUCUGGCUAGUAGUGGCAGUGAAAGCUACAUUGAUGGCCAGGACAGUGCAGGAGAGGGAGAAGAAGAGAAGCAGAUGCUGCAGCCAACGGCAGCAGAGAAUGCAUCCACAGCGGAGCAAGCCAUGCAUUCUUUCCCAUCUAUAAUAACAGCUUACCGGCCUCCUAAUACUUCCCCUGUGUCUGUCGUAUUUAGCUUGUUGCUUCGGCUACCAGUCAGGCCAUCCGCGCUUUGUUGCUGUUCAAUGCAGCAGCAACACCUACUGCUGGCAGGCUGCAGCAGACAGCCUGCUCUUUUCUGGCUUUACUUUGGCCGACUGAAACAAGUGGUAGGGUGCCUCUACAUUACUGAUUUACUUAGGGUAGUCAGGCGAGCUGGUGUGUGCCCAGGCAAUGCUGGCCCGCCCGUUGCAGCAUUGGCUGUGGCUGCUUCCGGGGCUGCUACUACAGGUGCGGGAGGGGCAGAGUGCACAUGGGCAACGAGCGCGAAGCAUGGCGCUACUCUAGGGGGCAGUUUGGGCUGUUCGUGCAGUGCAUGUGGUGGUCGAUGCUGCUGCGCUCUUAAGCGACCUGCUUUCCAACCCACGAGAACUCCUGGAAGCUACGAUCGCGCGGCAGCGGAUGCGGAAUUGCGCCCCAGUGGGCGCUGUAGAUGCCUAGGUCGGCGCAGGCGUAUAACAUAUCUGUUCCAUCCAAAGGGGUACAGCACAGUCACCGAGCUGCUGCGUCUUCCCCCUUCUGCACAGGAUAUCAAGUUACUUCCGGAUCUUCCGGAUGAUGCCCUUUUCUACAGCUCUGCUUGGAGCCCCAGGGAUCCUCUGCCAUGGUCGUUUCCCGCGAAAAGUGUGGGCAGAAGGAAACGUUCCCUGCGAAAUGGGCGAGCUCCUCACAAAUGCCGGGCUGGCAGUUCAGCAGAAAACAAUAAUGAGCAGCCGAAUCAUGACCCACACAGUGGACGUCACAGUGGACGUCGCUACCGCCGCCUCCUGCAGAGCUGGAAGUUUGGAGGGCCAGUUCUUCUUGGGAAAUCUCAGAGGCAUCUCAAUUUUAGCGCACUAAUUAGUGACAGCAGCAGCGCAAGUAGUGACAUGGACGACCGCUGCACCACCAUUCACAGGCACUGCAACGGCAAAAGAAGCCGUGUCCCAAACACGCCGGAGCAAAGAACGGGCAUUUGCCCUUCCAGCGCUACAGACACCUGUGCGGGCCCAUCCUAUUUGGGUGCAUACGGGUUCAAUGCCUGGGGGAAUCAUGGAGACAGAGUCAGCGCAGCAGAUGCAGCAGCAGCAUACAGCAGAAGCAGCAGUGAUGAUAGCACAUGUGUGCUUGGCUGGAGUAGGUGUUCUGCGAGACCCUUUUUCGGUGGACGGCGCCUUCAACUGUUGGAGCAGGGUAGAGAGGAGGAGUUCCGGAUGUAUUCUUUAACUGAUGGCGCUUUGUCAGAUUGUGAAUGCCUGCAAGAGCGAGGCAGCAGUUGCGGGGUGCGCCAGCUCCAGCUGAAUCGUCGGCUCGAUAUCUUGGCUGUUGUUACUGCCGCAGGCCAACUACUCCUGUUGGCAUGGUGCUUCCCGUUGAGAGGCUAUACGCAAAUGUGGGGUAGCGGGGGAGCUGUGCCUUUAACUGGGAGUGAGGGUGCAGCCAAACAUGGAAAUGUGUUUGGGCAGCAGCGUUUGGACCGGCCGCAUCAAGAACUGCAAAAGCCCGCCGGAGCGGCACCUAAGGCUGGCGUGGCUGACAACUUUGUCCGCCGGAGCACCGGUGGCAGGAUGCUGAGCCCUACCAGUGCAGGCAGCAAUCCCCGUAACCGCCGAAAGGGCUGGUGGAACAUUUCCAUAGGAGCGGGACUCGACGGUCGCAUUUCUAUAGGGCACUCUCCUCAAGAGACAGCAUCCGUGGAUGCACUGCCCGCGGCAGGAUGCGGUGACGGCAGCAAUUGCAAUGCUAAUAGGAAACUGAAGCCGUGGCGGCCCUUGGGGCUCCAGCUGAGGGCAAGCGCAGUGUGUUGUUGUGCUCUCAGUGGAGAGAAAAGCCUUGUAGCUGCUGGUCUGGGGAGCGGCGAGGUUGAGAUUUAUAGGCUUUCAUGGCCUAGAACCCCAGUGCAGCGGACUUGCGACUUUCAGCAACCUCAGCAAGGGCAGCAGCGUCUCCUGACUCCUGCCCACAGGAAUGUUGAGCGUGAUGGGUUCACGCUUUUUCCCCAUCUUCUGCAUGUGCUAGCCGUUCCAGAGGACAUAAAAGCAGCAGCAACAGCAGAGCGAGGGCUCGCAAGAGCGGAGCAGAGCGUCGGGGCUCUGUCGGCAGAAGGCGCCGCGUAUUUGCAGCCUCAGAGUGUCCAAAGUCUGCAGUGGACUUCAGACGGCGCGGCCCUUGUGGUUAGGUGGCUGAAAGGAGGCACCGCAGUUUUUAGCCAUACGGGAAGAAUUCUUUUCUCACUCCCUAGCCCUCCCAGUGCUAGCAUUUCUUUGGUUUCCUUUCCUGCAGCAGGUGACGCACUUGGUGGAAUACUUACGACCUCUCCGCCGCUGGAGCGCCAGCAGACCUUCGUCUUCGCACGUAAAAUUUCUGCAGCUUCAGCAGCAGCUGUAGCUGCAGGUGCUGCUGCAGGGUCUGGGCAGCUAUGCUGUUGGAUCAUGGGCAGCCUCUCACUUUUACACGUUUGUUCGUCCUUCGAAGCUGUCUCUCAACUCGAACGCCAGGGUAGAGGAACCAAGACCUGCACCACUUUGCUGGUAGAUAAACAUCAAUUCAGCGGUAGCGUUUGCCUCGAUAAAUUGUUAGAAGUGUCUGUCGUGCGGAGCGGAUCAGUUACACCGGCAACUUCUUCAGUAGACAUUUGUGGAAGCCGCUGUGCGACAGAUCUGACGGACCGGUAG